AUGAAGAUCCAAACAAAAUACAAGAGAAACAAAAUCCCCCAACCUCCCCAACCCCGCGCAAGGGUGGAGACAGGGGCCUUAGGAAUUGCUCUGUGGGAUGGUGGAGAGUCAGAACUGGAGCUUAGGAGGCCUGGGGUGCAAGGACCCCUAGAGGUCAGAAAACAGAGGUCAACUCAGAAGGUCUCCUCUUCCAGCUUUUCAAUUGCCCUCUCUCCUCACACAGUAGAUUAUUGUCUCUCCUACAAACUGGUCCAUAGGCUGGGGCAUGGGCCUGGCCUGGCUACACAGGGGCCCUACCUCCCUGUAUUCAGAUGCUGUGUGGUUAGGGAGUCUGCCCUUCUCCAGUCUCUUGGGAUCUGA
Messenger RNA from Myotis daubentonii (Daubenton's bat), 360 nucleotides. It is a transcript of the gene HEPN1, whose product is annotated as hepatocellular carcinoma, down-regulated 1. The record is from RefSeq and is a predicted model, not a curated record. Lineage: Eukaryota; Metazoa; Chordata; Mammalia; Chiroptera; Vespertilionidae.